AUGAAUUUACGAAACAUCCCUCUCGGCCACCUGCUUCUGAAAUCGAUGCAAGCUGCAACACUGAGGACCCGCGAUUCGAACACUUCAUCCAUCGUCUGGAGCCAGUGUAAUUUGGACUUGGGUAACGAAAAAUUGCACACCCUUCAAAAAGAUUACGACUGUGCCAAAUUCUCGGUGCCCCUCGAUUAUACCAACGAAAACAGCUCCGAACCUGUUGUGCUCGACUUGGUAAAGGCGAAUGCGACUAAACAACCAUCCAAAGGCAGUGUCUUUUACAAUCCUGGUGGGCCAGGUGGCUCCGGUGUGUCUGUUGUCAUUGGCAAGGGUGGCAGGUUUGUAGAAAUCCUUGGUGGGCACUAUGAUAUUAUCAGUUUUGAUCCACGAUCUCCUCCUAAGGGACCAUUCGCGAAAUCACUCACUCCAACUAGUGGAUCUGCUGGCCCUCUUUCUACUUUACUGCCCCGGAAAAUAAUGGGCAGAGGUGCUGAUACAGUGGCUUAUGGUGACUGGGAACGGAUCAAGGGCGACUCUUGGCGUGAUGCAGGUGAACUCACCGAUGCUUUUUACGAAGGCUACGCAGAUACUGGCCGCUUUUACGGUACACCGUUUGUCGCCAGGGAUAUCGUCAAGAUUUCUGAUGCCUUGGGACAAGGCAACCAGAUCAACUACUGGGGAACCUCAUACGGAACUGUCCUAGGACAAGUUCUCGCGGCUAUGUUUCCCAGUCGCAUCGGCCGCAUGCUUCUCGAUGGCAAUGUUCUUUCAGAUGAAUACUUCACAGGUACCCUGAAAAGCAGCACCAAAGAUGCUGAGAAAGCUAUCCUGCGCUUUUUUGAUGAAUGUCUUGCAGCUGGGCCCCAGGUCUGUUCUCUUGCGGCCAACUAUUCUACAAAAGAAAGUCUCCUCGAGGCCUACAACGAAAUACAGAGGUCAUAUCGUCUCGAUGGCACUCUCAGUAUUACAGGUAGGUCGAGCUCGAAGGCGGACCGGUUUGAAUCACUCGUAUUUCUUCAUCUAUACACUCCUUCCUUAUAUCCCCUGUUGGAUGAAAGGAUAAAGGGUGCCUUAGAAGGUAAUGAGACCGCUGCAUUCCUCCCCCUUGAUGGUGAUGAGGAUCUGACGGGUCAUUUUGCUUUCCUCAUGAUUACAUGUGGUGACACGUCUUUCCGCGCGGACACUCCUGACGAUCUCUUCUCCGUCUAUAAGGCAAAUCUGGGCCUGGGCCCUUUUGGUGACAUGAUUGUGUCGGACAGGUUCCGUUGUGCUCGGUGGAAGUUCCAAGCAGCUGAACAGGUCGAUGCUAAUAGCUUCCGUCGAAUAAAAACGAAGCAUCCUGUUCUUAUCGUCAACGAAAGUCGGGUCGUCGUUCAUGAGGGUGUUGGCCAUUCAUUUAUCGUCCAUCCCUCCAACUGUACAGAAGAUAUUGUGGCCAGGUACUUCAACAGUGGAUCGUUGCCUGAGGUAAAUACCACAUGCAAGCCUAAUUUUCCUGCGUUCGGAUAUGCUAGCCAUGCUGCCAAAAGGUCAUCACUGAGAGGAUGGCAUAGACUGUGGCUCGCAGUCAUGUUGAUCAGUUAUAUGUGGUGGGACUAA
Fusarium venenatum is the source of this 1593-nucleotide messenger RNA. Lineage: Eukaryota; Fungi; Ascomycota; Sordariomycetes; Hypocreales; Nectriaceae. The record is from RefSeq and is a predicted model, not a curated record.